Molecule: messenger RNA, 702 nt
Organism: Aspergillus mulundensis
Lineage: Eukaryota; Fungi; Ascomycota; Eurotiomycetes; Eurotiales; Aspergillaceae
Product: sugar O-acetyltransferase
Exons: 3
Coding region: 1-702 (233 amino acids)
Molecular function (GO): acetyltransferase activity
Source: RefSeq, a predicted model, not a curated record
AUGGCCGCCCCCGCCAAAAGACCCGAGAUCAUUGAGAUCGCACGCGAGCUGAAGCAUGUUCCUAUGUGCGAGGACUACGAGAAGAUGAUUUCGGGUAUGAUGUACAACCCGCUCCUCCCCGCGCUAGUCGCAGCCCGGCACCGCUGCCGCGGCGUAGCAAGCGACUACAACAGCGUCGACACGAAGACCGUGCCCUGGGAAGAGAUCGCAGACCGACGAUUUGAGCUACUGAAGAAUGUCGUUGGGCGAGUUGGCGAGGGCACGUUCAUCGAGCCGCCCUUCUUGCCGGAUUACGGGUGUAAUAUUGUUAUUGGGAGGGAGUGCUUUGUGAAUUUCAACUUUACGGCCCUGGACACGAGCUUGAUUGUCAUUGGUGAUCGUGUCCAGUUCGGACCGAAUGUCUCCAUCUACACGGCGGGUCAUGACACGAGUAUUCUAUCCCGCCGCAAGUUCGUUGAGUUUGGGCAUCCCGUGUUUAUUGGGGAUGACUGCUGGAUUGGUGGGAAUGUGAUCAUCCUGCCUGGAGUGAAGAUAGGAGAAGGCUGCACGAUUGGCGCUGGGUCUGUUGUCACGAAGGAUAUCCCUCCUUUCUCGGUUGCGGUGGGGAAUCCUUGUAAGGUGCGCAAGACUAUUCAGUCUGCGGAGGAGGAGAUGGAGGACCCGAAGAAUCCGUGGAGGGAUUUGCCGGAGAAGUCGGGGUAG